UUGGUAGUGAACGAACAUACAGGGACAUGUUUAUAUGUAUAUAGUGCUAUUAUAUAUAUGGUGAUGAUUUGUUUGUUUGUACGUGGUCAUGUGUCAAUGGCUAAGAGAUUUGAUUAAAGCCACUAAGGCGUUUUUGGACGCAUUGAGCGAGUCGGGUGCUAGUUGCGUGUCUCGGGCUACAGCCAUCAAAUUUCUUCUGGCGAGGAAGUUUGAUGUAUCCCGAGCGCACACACUGUGGAGGCAGCAUGAGGCGACCAGGCGGAGAGAGGGACUCAUAAGGUUCGAACCUUUUGAGGACCCGCUGAAGACUGAACUGGAGACUGGGAAGUUUACUAUACUGCCGACGAGGGACGCGACCGGUGCAGCUAUAGCAGUGUUCACAGCCAACAAACACUUCCCCAGUCUGACUUCACACCAGACCACCUUGCAGGGUGUAGUGUACCAACUGGACUGCGCCCUCCAGUCGCUGGAGACCCAGCGGGCCGGGCUGGUCUUCGUCUAUGAUAUGACUGACUCCAAAUACACCAACUUUGAUUACGAACUAUCGCAGAAAAUACUCACCAUGUUGAAGGGCGGUUAUCCUGCUAAGUUGAAAAAGGUGUUAAUAGUGACGGCACCGUUGUGGUUCAAGGCUCCGUUCCGUAUCCUCCGACUGUUCGUGCGCGAGAAGCUCCGUGAGCGCGUGCACACGGUGAGCGCCCCGCAACUGGGCGCCCACGUGCCGCGGGCCAGUCUGCCCAAACAACUGGGCGGACAAUUAGAACCAGACCACGCAGCCUGGCUGGAACACUGCAGGAAAUGUUACACGAACAACGUGAACACAAAACUGGACGGUGUCAUUGAUGACUAUGUGAUUACUAAUCAUAUACCACCCAUCAAGACACAGAAUGGUAUAAUAGAUGCGGAUGUGUCGUGUGUCAUGAACGAUAGAGAAGACAUCAUGCACAUAAGCGACGCGCCGUACACUUGCGACCCGAGCCCCUUGAGACACACACACGGCUACAAUGGCGACAUGAAGACAGGACACAUAAAUUCCGGCGAUGAAGACGACUUGGAUUUAAUAACUCGCGGCACUUGGUCGUCGGGCGAGGCGUCUCCGGGGGCUUCGGACGAGGAGUGCGGCGGGGGCGGCACACCCGAGACCCCGGCCGCCAUACUGGCGAGGGUCAGCUCGCUCGGCCGGAGGGGGCUUUGCGCCGAGUACGACGAGAUACGGGCCAGACCUCUAACCGGGACCUUCCAUCACGCCAAACUGCCGGCGAACCUGUCCAAGAACCGCUACACGGACGUGCUGUGCUACGACCACUCGCGCGUGGUGCUGUCCACGGUGGACGAGGACCCUCACUCCGACUACAUCAACGCUAACUACGUGGACGGCUACAAGCAGAGGAACGCCUUCAUAUCCACACAAGGUCCGUUACCAAAAACAUUCGGCGACUUCUGGCGCAUGGUGUGGGAGCAGGGCUGUCUGGUGAUAGUCAUGACCACCAGGACGGUGGAGCGCGGCCGCGUCAAGUGCGGCCAAUAUUGGCCCGGGGUCGCCGGACAGAGCUCCGUGUACGGCGGACUGUCCGUGCACACGGAGGCCGUGGACGAGGGUGACCACUAUACGGUGACCCACCUCGUGCUCACCGACACCAGGACCGACCAGCGGAGGAGGAUCUGGCACGGGCAGUACACGCGCUGGCCGGACUACGGCGUGCCGGGCGGGGGGCGAGCCGCGCCCGUACUGGCCUUCCUCGAGGAUGUACGGAGGGCGCAACAGCGGGCCAGGAACGAGCUGGGCGACGCGUGGGCGGGUCACAGGCGCGGGCCGCCCAUAGUGGUGCACUGCUCGGCGGGCAUCGGCCGCACCGGCACCUUCAUCACCCUGGACGUGUGCAGCUCGCGGCUCCGAGCCGAGGGCGGGGCGGACGUCCGCGCCGCGGUCGAGGCGGUGCGGGCCCAGCGAGCGCACUCCAUACAGAUGCCCGACCAAUACGUAUUCUGUCACCUGGCGCUGCUCGAGUACGCGGUGAUGCACGGCUACCUGGAGUCGGCCGAGCUGACGGGCUUCGACGACGAGAACGACGACGAGUCCGAAUGAAAACUGGCGCGCCCCGCCUGCAGCCUGCUGUGACGUCGGCCGCCCGCCCGCCGCCCGCCGCCCGCCGAGCGCGAGGCCGCGCGGACCGGUUACGAGAGACGUGUUCGUGUUAUUUAUUUAUAUAUAAGGAGUAUGGCUGUGUCAUAAAUAUGUUCGUAUUGAAACCGUGCCGGGGACACCAGCAGGGGGCCGACACCUCGCUAGUCGAGACCCUUACAGUAGCGCCCGCGCCCGUGCGCAUGUCAUUACUAUGUCGUGACCGACUCCGCACUCAGAUUCGUAAUCAUAGUAAUAUUAUCUUGAUUCGGUUUCGAGUGUCCUCGAAGCUUAAUUAAGACUGGAUUUAAAUAUUUAUAAGUAAUGUAAUAAUAGACUGAAUACUGUUAACUCAUAGAAAAUUUAUGUGGACUUGAUCACUGUAAUGUUACUGAAGAGACUUCGAAAGUGUAGAUGUUUCAACAUAUAUAUAUAUAUUUAUUUAUUUCAUAUUAUAUAAUAUGUUUAGAUGCACCUUAUGAAUUAAAUGCAGAUAAUAUUAUUUUUUCAUAUCACAUAUCGCAUGUAAAUCGCCGUCCUUGUAAAUCAACAUAUCUCUUCACGUUAUCCUUAACUAAUUAACACCUCUGCCAAAAUAUUAAGGGUGCGUUUAUGUACGAAAUUUCAUUAUAUAUAUAUAUAUAUUAGUUAAAAAUACAUAAUUAAUUAUUAAUAUCACUAUAUCUUCCGCUACAUCUCGUUUAAUGGAAACGCACCCUUUGUUUCACUGUAAUAUAAGUGCAUUUAAAAUAUUUUUUUUCCAUUUAAUAUUAAUAGCGAAAUAUUUAAUGAUCCAACCGCAGCGCGAACCUUCAGACGAGUGAUGUUAUAGUACAAAAUGUAAAUUAUAAUUUGCACCUCUCGAUCUUUUGUGACACGCGCCGUUAUGUUAGUCUCGUGUAUAACGUUCGGGUCGCAACGUCUCCGCUGGGAUGAGGUCGGUCAUUACAAACGUAUCCUCUACGAAUCCUAGACGUCUCGAUAUAGAAAAAUCAUACGAAAUAUUAUAAUCUUAUUGAAAAUAAGAUAAUGAUAUAGCAAUGUGUAUAAUAUAUAUAUAUAUAAAUAAAUAUAUAUAUAUGUAGGUAAAUAAAUAAUGAUUUGUAAAUAAACGGCGUCAUAGUGUUUUAUAUCUCGCUUGUGUUAAAAUUAAUAUAGCUAUUGAAAAUAACAUUAUGAUUUAAAUAAGUUUAUCGUUAGAUUCACGUGUUUGUAUAUAAUUACAGUUCUAAAUUAAAUCCUCGAGGUACGUGUGGAAUAAAGUUGUAAUAUAUU
Messenger RNA from Danaus plexippus (monarch butterfly), 3397 nucleotides. It is a transcript of the gene Ptpmeg2, whose product is annotated as tyrosine-protein phosphatase non-receptor type 9-like. The transcript is spliced from 13 exons. The record is from RefSeq and is a predicted model, not a curated record. Bases 89 to 2086 code for a protein of 665 amino acids. Gene Ontology annotation, molecular function: protein tyrosine phosphatase activity. Gene Ontology annotation, biological process: protein dephosphorylation. NCBI's taxonomy places the organism in Eukaryota, Metazoa, Arthropoda, Insecta, Lepidoptera, Nymphalidae.